AGACCUCUUUGUUUCCUCCUGGUCAACGCCUCGCUCACCGCUGUAGCAACCACCGUCUUCCCCCGGUCUGGUUGUCCAAUCGCAGACAACAUGAUUCCUCGUCCGACUCUUCAAGGCUUCGUGGAGGCGGAGCAAAAGUACACAUGGUGGCGCUCGGACUGGAUCAACUCCUACUCGGUUGACUCGGCCCAAUACGAGACUACGAGCGACUGACAGCAGAUGAGAAGGAGGAAAAGCAGGCCUUUGCUACAACGUCGACGGCGUCGAGACGCCCUAGAACUAGUCAAGACGAUUGGAGACUCCUCAUCUCCACAGUCAGCAUUCAAGCUGUACGAUGGCUUCCUUUGCCAAGAAUAGAUUCGCUGGAGUGCGAGCACGGCCUCCCGGGCUUAGGAGCUAUCGAUGAGGAUAUAAUGAACCCAUGAUGCCCAGUCUCUAUCACUUGGCUCAUCAGGAUACGCCUCAUCAUCUCCUUCGUCUCUAUCAUUCCUUCUCGAUUCGAUAGAAUCAUCCUUUCGUUCUGCGACUUCAGCAUACACAUCAUCUAGACCACUCUCUAUCAACUUCUCUUCUACCCGGUACACAACUAUUUCGAACUCAUCAUGCGUGUGUCAACUUUCCUUACUACCGCCCUCGCGGCCACGCCCAUCAUCGCCUACCCCGGCAUGAAGAACACAUUCGCCGAGAUCCGCUCCCGCGCCGAUGUAGACGGUAACGGCGCUGACGACGGAGACUCUAACGAGCUCAUUGGCGAUCUCAUCACCCUCGACGACUCCAAGCUCACCGCCGUCGGAAGCAGCGUCAAGAAGCUCCUUACCGGUUUCGAUAACCCCGAGAGCGAUGACGCCUACCCAACUGUUGGAAGAUCAGGCACCCUCGCACCAAAGGGCUCAGCGGCUUGCGCUGCUGACACCUGCUGUAUCUGGAAGUACAUCGCCAACGAUCUUCAGGGUACCUUCAGGGGCAGAUCCGGCCGUUGCACCGACUUCGCCCGCGCUGCCGUCCGUCUUGGCUUCCACGAUGCCGGCGGAUGGUCUAAGGGAACCGGCAACCUCGGCGGAGCUGACGGCUCUAUCGUCCUCGCUUCAGAGGAAAUCGCCCGCGGGGAGAAUCAUGGUCUCGAGGAGAUUGUUGCCCAGACCCAGGUCUGGUUCGACCGCUAUAAGCAGUUUGGAAUCGGAAUGGCCGAUCUCAUCCAAUUCUCCGCAACUGUAGCCACUGUUGUCUGCCCCUUGGGUCCCCGCAUCCGCACAUACGUCGGCCGAAAGGACUCCUCCGUCCCUGCUCCCCUCAACCUUCUGCCUCCCGUCACCGGCUCUGCCGACUUCUUGAUCGAGCUCUUUGAGAACAAGACUAUCAAGCCCCACGGUCUCACCGCACUCAUCGGCGCCCACACGACCAGCCAGCAGCGCUUCGUGGACCCCAGCCGCGCCGGCGACCCGCAGGACAGCACCCCCGGUGUCUGGGACGUCAAGUUCUACAAGGAGACCCUCGGCUCCGCUCCCGCUCGUGUCUUCAAGUUUGCCAGCGAUGUUGUUCUCGCCAAGGACUCCCGCAUCAGCUCCGAGUUCCAGGCUUUCGCUGGCCAGGGCGGACAGUCCCACUGGAACCAGGACUACGCUCGCGAGUACAUCCGCCUCUCUCUUCUUGGUGUCUUCAACAUCAAUGACUUGACCGAGUGCACCAAGGCCCUGCCUCCUCGUACCGGAAGCACCUUCACCGCUCCCGACCAGGCUGUUUUGGACAAGUGGCUCGCUACCAAGGACCGCCUUAACAACAUCGCCGAUCAACUCAGGAACGGUGGCGACAUCAAUGGUAUGAUUGCCUCGGUCAUGAGCUGGUUGAAGGGAGUCUUCCACUUCAGGUGGUAAACCCCUUUUGGUUUCCGUCCUGUCAUGUUCGGGUCAUAGAGGCGUUCGGGUCUGUUUUUGGUAUAUAGAAACCGCCG
Colletotrichum scovillei is the source of this 1948-nucleotide messenger RNA. Its product is annotated as peroxidase. Gene Ontology annotation, molecular function: peroxidase activity; heme binding. The record is from RefSeq and is a predicted model, not a curated record. NCBI's taxonomy places the organism in Eukaryota, Fungi, Ascomycota, Sordariomycetes, Glomerellales, Glomerellaceae. Gene Ontology annotation, biological process: hydrogen peroxide catabolic process; cellular response to oxidative stress; response to reactive oxygen species. Bases 603 to 1871 code for a protein of 422 amino acids. The transcript has 2 exons.